UGCGUGAGGCGGGCCUGGGCACACGGAGUCUCGGCCUUUGUGAAGUAGUAGGGCCGCGGGCCUGGGAGAGCGCGGGGCUGGGGUCCCGCCCCGCUGUGAGGUGGGACGGUGAGGAGCUGCGGCUGGGGGGCGGGCCCUGGCCCAGGUGGUGCCGACGCCGGUCGCUUUCCGCUCGGGUUAACAGCGGGAGAGUAAAGAAACCCCUCGCUCUGUGGGCCCGAAGCCUUAGCAUCGCUUUCAGGCGGGAAAGGUAUGAAUGUGGUAGUGCUCUCAUAGGACCCUGCGGGAAAUCUGAGAAGUCGCCCAAGUCUCUUUUUCUCCACUAAAUGCUCAUGGACUGAGUAUCACGUAGAUAACCGGAAUGUGGUUUUGUUAUAACCAUGAUCGUGGUAGAAAUAAAUUUAAGGUGGCAACCUGUUGCCAGGGAUACCUGUCAAGUAUCAUCUGAUGGACUUGGGUUGCUCAUGGUAGGAUUUGAUGUACCGUUUUUGCAUGCUUGCAUGUACCUUGUUACUUGAUGCUCGACAGUCCAGUCUAGUGCUGGUGACUGCGAGGCCAACCACUAGGAUGGGACGCUCUGUUUCCUGGCAGCAAAAUGGACUUCUCAGUCACCGGGCUGCAGGCAACUCUGUCACCGGCCUUCGCUCACCAAAGGGAGUGAAUGGCCAGUCGUGGUGCUGCCUGUGAGUACAGGAUAUGAGGCCCGUUGGAGGAUGACAAAAGGAAUGGAUGAGGUCAUACUGCUGCUGGGUUGGGCGGGAAGCCGAAGCUGGAGAGGCUUGACCUAAAGGCAACAGCCACUGCAUUGUACUAUCACAGCCGAUGCCUCCAUGCCAGCCCAGUAGAAGAAGAAAGGUGCCACUUUGGCAUGAAGACAGACUCGCUUAGUCGUCAGUCAUUUAAGCUGAGUGCAUUGUGAUUUCCAAUAAUUGAGGCAGUGGUUCUAAAAGCUGUCUACAUUAAUGAAAAGAGCAAUGUGGCCAGCUUGACUAAGCCGCCAGCGUGUGCAGCGCGGGCAGGACGGCACCGGGUCUCGACGGACUUGUGCAUGUUAGCUGUAUAGAUUUAUGUAAGGUUUUUAAAAACUGGUCUUUUAAAAUAGUAUAAACCACUUUUACUAUGGAGACAUAUGAGAGUCCCUCUCCUCUCCCGCGUGAGCCCGCAGGAGAAGCGGUGAUGGAGAAACGUGCUUGCCCCCUCCAAGUGCUGCCCCGUGAACAGUCUCCACCACCUCCCCUGCAAACGUCCAGUGAUGCAGAGGUAAUGGACGUUGGCUCUGGUGGUGAUGGACAGGCCGAACCCCCUGCUGAGGACCCACUCAACUUCUACGGAGCUUCUCUUCUCUCCAAAGGAUCCUUCUCUAAAGCCCGCCUCCUCAUAGACCCGAACUGUAGUGGCUACAGCCCGCGCACCGCCCGGCACGCACCUGCGGUCCGGAAGUUCUCCCCUGACCUUAAGUUGCUUAAGGAUGUAAAGAUUAGUGUGAGCUUUACCGAGAGCUGCAGGAGUAAGGACAGGAAGGUGCUGUACACAGGAGUGGAGCGCGACGCUCGCACGGAGUGUGGUGUGGCCCUUAGCCCUGUCAGUGGAGACAUGCAUGCUUGUCCCUUUGGCGGGAGUGUUGGUAAUGGGGUAGGCAUAGGGGGUGAGAGUGCUGAUAAAAAGGAUGAGGAGAAUGAGCUGGAUCAGGAAAAGAGAGUGGAGUAUGCAGUGCUCGAUGAGUUAGAAGAUUUUACUGACAAUUUGGAGCUAGAUGAAGAAGGAGCAGGCGGGUUCACGGCUAAAGCAAUCGUGCAAAGAGACAGAGUGGAUGAAGAGGCCUUGAAUUUCUCCUACGAGGAUGAUUUUGACAACGAUGUUGAUGCUCUGUUGGAAGAGGGCCUUUGUGCUCCCAAAAAGAGGAGAGUGGAGGAGAAAUAUGGAGGAGACAGUGACCAUCCGUCUGAUGGAGAGACAAGUGUGCAGCCAAUGAUGACCAAGAUUAAAACAGUACUCAAAAGUCGUGGCCGCCCACCUACAGAACCAUUGCCUGAUGGGUGGAUCAUGACAUUCCAUAACUCUGGAGUCCCGGUGUACCUACACAGAGAGUCUCGGGUGGUUACCUGGUCCAGGCCGUACUUCUUGGGAACGGGAAGCAUAAGGAAACAUGACCCUCCUCUGAGUAGCAUACCCUGUCUGCAUUACAAGAAAAUGAAGGACAAUGAGGAAAGGGAACAAAACAGUGAGCUUGCCCCAAGUGGGGAGGUAUCCCCUGUCAAGCCCCUCAGCCGAUCUACAGAGCUGGAGUUUCCCCUGGAAGAGCCCGAUUCCAUGGGGGCUGACUCGGGGCCCACAGAUGAGAAGGACCCGUUGGGGGCUGAGGCUGCCCCUGGGGCUCUGGGGCAGGUGAAGGCCAAAGUUGAGGUGUGCAAAGACGAAUCAGUUGAUCUUGAGGAAUUUCGGAACUACCUGGAGAAGCGUUUUGACUUUGAGCAAGUUACUGUGAAGAAAUUCAGGACUUGGGCUGAGCGACGACAGUUUAACCGAGAAAUGAAACGGAAACAGGCCGAGUCUGAGCGGCCCAUCCUGCCAGCCAAUCAGAAGCUCAUCACUCUAUCUGUGCAAGAUGCACCCACGAAGAAAGAAUUUGUCAUUAACCCCAACGGGAAAUCUGAGGUCUGCAUCCUGCACGAGUACAUGCAGCGUGUCCUCAAGGUCCGUCCAGUUUAUAAUUUCUUUGAAUGUGAGAACCCAAGUGAGCCUUUUGGUGCCUCGGUGACCAUUGAUGGUGUGACCUAUGGAUCUGGAACUGCAAGCAGCAAAAAACUUGCGAAGAAUAAAGCUGCCCGAGCUACGCUGGAAAUCCUCAUCCCUGACUUUGUUAAACAGACUUCUGAGGAGAAGCCCAAAGACAGUGAAGAACUUGAGUAUUUUAACCACAUCAGUAUCGAGGACUCACGGGUCUACGAGUUGACCAGCAAGGCCGGACUGUUGUCUCCCUAUCAGAUCCUCCACGAGUGCCUUAAAAGAAACCAUGGAAUGGGUGACACAUCCAUCAAGUUUGAAGUGGUUCCUGGUAAAAACCAGAAGAGUGAAUAUGUCAUGGCGUGCGGCAAGCAUACAGUGCGCGGCUGGUGUAAAAAUAAGAGAGUCGGGAAGCAGUUAGCCUCUCAGAAAAUACUUCAGCUGCUGCACCCACAUGUCAAGAACUGGGGGUCAUUACUGCGCAUGUAUGGCCGUGAAAGCAGCAAGAUGGUCAAACAGGAGACCUCAGACAAGAGCGUGAUUGAGCUGCAGCAGUAUGCCAAGAAGAACAAACCGAACCUACAUAUCCUGAGUAAGCUGCAGGAGGAAAUGAAGAGGCUGGCCGAGGAGAGGGAAGAGACACGGAAGAAGCCCAAGAUGUCUAUUGUGGCAUCUGCCCAGCCUGGUGGCGAGCCCCUGUGCACUGUGGACGUUUGAGGAGGUGGUGGACCGGGCAUGGGGGCUGCCAGUUCUGCUGCUGGGGAGAUCACGCGCCGCUCACUCUGCAGCCUCUUGCCUCCAUUCUAAGUUCCUCCCCUGUAGCCAUAUGUCUGAGGGGUGGGGCUCCAGUGUGUGGGACAGCCAGGGCCACAUACUGUACUGUACUGUACCGUUUCCUUGGGUCAUCCACAGAUCUGAGUGGACAUGUUCAAGCAUUAACAGCCUGCCCGCACAUGUGGAAGCUGAGCUUGGAGAUGACUUCUGCUCGUAUGGAUUUGCUGCGGACGAUUUUAUGAAGGUUUUCAUGAAUUUUAGUAUGUAACAUGCACUGACAAGAAAUAAUAGUUGGAUGACAGAUGAAAUGAGAAAGUGAUGGCUGAGUCCUAUGGCGCCCUGUGCCCAGGGCUCCUGCGUGCCACUGCAGGGACCUGGUCAGAAGGCACAUGCUGGCACCCCUUCCCCUUUCCUGCCUCCUGUGUUUUCCCAGAAAAUGUUAUAACAAGAACUAGUAUUUCAUACCUUUUUGGUUUAAAGUGACAUUUCAGCACCAGAACUAUUUUUCAGAGAUUACAGACAAAUCAUCAAAGCGAUUAUUCUUCAGCCAGUGUAAGUCUCUGCUUGGCUUGUAGUCCAAGCCCUGAGCUGGGGUGUGGUCCACAUAUCUGAGUCUUUUAAAAUUUUUUUUUUCCUAAAUACUGAUUUUAGAGAGAGAGA
Molecule: messenger RNA, 4158 nt
Organism: Molossus molossus (Pallas's mastiff bat)
Lineage: Eukaryota; Metazoa; Chordata; Mammalia; Chiroptera; Molossidae
Gene: DGCR8
Product: DGCR8 microprocessor complex subunit
Exons: 14
Coding region: 1120-3441 (773 amino acids)
Biological process (GO): primary miRNA processing
Cellular component (GO): microprocessor complex
Molecular function (GO): double-stranded RNA binding; heme binding; primary miRNA binding
Source: RefSeq, a predicted model, not a curated record